Schistocerca piceifrons (Central American locust) is the source of this 954-nucleotide messenger RNA. Its product is annotated as prostaglandin reductase 1-like. The transcript has 3 exons. Lineage: Eukaryota; Metazoa; Arthropoda; Insecta; Orthoptera; Acrididae. Gene Ontology annotation, biological process: prostaglandin metabolic process. The coding region runs from base 1 to 954 and encodes 317 amino acids. Gene Ontology annotation, molecular function: 2-alkenal reductase [NAD(P)H] activity; 15-oxoprostaglandin 13-reductase [NAD(P)+] activity. The record is from RefSeq and is a predicted model, not a curated record. Gene Ontology annotation, cellular component: cytoplasm.
AUGACGGAGGCGCGGAAGAUCGUCAUCGCCAAGAGGUUCGAGGGAGAGCCGAAAGUAACCGACUUCAGGGUCGAGACGGAACGAUUGCCAGCUCUGCAGGAUGGACAGAUGUUGUGUGAGACGAGGUACAUCAGCGUGGACCCCUACCAACGGCUCUCACGCAUCGUGGAGAGCCGCGCACCAGGGUACGCGGCAGGACAAUAUGUGGUCGGCUUCUGGGGCUGGCGCGACCGCACGGUGGUUACCUUGGCAGAUACCGGCAGCGACAUCCUGCCGCCGAUGCUGGUGCCGGACUACGGGGACCUACCCAUGUCGCUAUCGCUGGGGGUGUUUGGCAUGCCAGGAGCCACCGCCUACUUCGGACUGCUCGACAUCUGCGACCCUAAGCCUGGAGAGACCCUGGUCGUCAGUGGCGCAGCAGGCGCUGUAGGGUCCAUAGUCGGGCAGAUAGCGCGCAUCAAGGGCUGCAAGGUCAUCGGCAUCGCUGGCUCCGACGCAAAGGUGAAUUGGCUGAAGGAGGAGCUGGGUUUCGACGAGGCGAUCAACUACAAGACGUCGGACGUGGAGAAGGCGGUAGCGGCGGCAGCGCCCUCCGGCGUCGACGCCUACUUCGACAACGUGGGCGGCGCCCUGAGUCAAGCAGUGCUGAGCAACAUGCGGCCCCGAGGCCGGGUCUGCCUCUGCGGCAGCAUCUCGACGUACAACCAGGAGAGCGUCCCCACGGCGUCCGUAGCCGAGACGCAGGUGCAGGACCGCCAGCUCAGGAUGGAAUGGAUCAAGAUGAGCUCCCGGUGGGGACGCCGGGACGUCGCCUUCGCGGAGAUGGCACAGUGGAUCAGGGAAGGCAAGCUCAAGUACAGGGAGACGGUGACCGACGGGUUCGAGAAGACGCCGCAGGCCUUCGUCGGUCUGAUGAAGGGGGAGAACUUUGGCAAGGCGGUCGUUAAAGUGUGA